GAAAAGCACCGAUAAAAGGGCUCAAGAAGAACAGCAAAAGGUACAGGGCGUAGCAGGAGCCAUCGACCGGUCCCUACCUCCACUGCAGCGCAAGCCAACUGGGAAAUGCUGCGGCGCACUCUGGCCACUAACAGUGCGGCCCUGGCGCCCCGAGUGGCAGCCUGGGUGCGGACCAUGGCCUCCCACCAGCUGCUGGUAGAACCCCCCCAGGCCCUGCUCAAGCCGCUGUGUGUCCCCAGCCGGCUGCUGCUGGGGCCUGGCCCCUCCAACAUGGGCCCUCGCGUCCUGGCGGCCGGGGGGCUGCAGAUGAUCGGGCACAUGCACAAGGAGAUGUUCCAGAUAAUGGACGAGAUCAAGCAAGGCAUCCAGUACGUGUUUCAGACCCAGAACCCCCUCACCCUGGCCAUCAGUGGCUCGGGACACUGUGCCCUGGAGGCCGCCCUGUUCAAUCUCCUGGAGCCAGGUGACUCCUUCCUGGUCGGAGUCAAUGGCAUGUGGGGACAGCGAGCUGUGGACAUUGGGGAGCGCAUCGGAGCCCGCGUGCACUCGAUGACCAAGGACCCUGGAGGCCACUACACACUGCAGGACGUGGAGGAGGCUCUGGCCCAGCACAAGCCUGUGCUGCUGUUCUUGACUCAUGGGGAGUCAUCCACUGGAGUGCUGCAGCCCCUCGAUGGCUUCGGGGACCUCUGCCACAGGUACAAGUGCCUGCUCCUGGUGGACUCAGUGGCAUCCCUGGGCGGGGCUCCUCUCUACAUGGACCAGCAAGGCAUCGAUGUUUUAUAUUCUGGCGCCCAGAAGGUCCUGAACGCCCCUCCAGGCACCUCCCCCAUCUCCUUCAGUGAGAAGGCCAAGAACAAGGUCUAUGCUCGGAAGACAAAGCCCUUCUCCUUCUACCUGGACCUCAAGUGGUUGGCCAACAUCUGGGGCUGUGACGACAAGCCCAGGAUGUACCAUCACACAACCCCUGUCAUCAGCCUGUACAGCCUGAGAGAGAGCCUGGCCCUCAUAGCAGAACAGGGCCUGGAGAACAGCUGGCAGCAGCACCGGGAAGCCACAGCCUAUCUGCACGGCCGGCUACAGGGACUGGGGCUGCAGCUCUUUGUGAGGGACUCGGCACUCCGGCUGCCCACGGUCACCACUGUGGCCGUUCCUGCUGGCUAUGACUGGAGAGACAUUGUUAACUACAUCAUGGACCACUUCAACAUCGAGAUCACGGGUGGCCUCGGGCCCUCAGUGGGGAAGGUGCUGCGGAUCGGCCUGCUAGGCUGCAAUGCCACCCGGGAGAGUGUGGACCGUGUGAUCAAGGCCCUGAGGGAGGCCCUACAGCGCUGCCCUAAGAAGAAGCUAUGACCACCCACUGGCCCAUGCCCAUCCAGCGGGACUCAGGAGGACCCAGCAGCAAAUAGAUCUUCCUGAUCAGUGGUGCUGGGUAUAGGAAAGCUAUGGGGCCAGCCAAGGUCAGGUGGCAGGGACAGAACCUUGGCGGCGCCCUUUGGCCCAGGCAGCCCUUCUCCCUCCAAGUGGGUCCUACUGGAAACAGGUCCACUGGCUCAGAACCCCUGCUGCUCUCUACAUGAACUGCAGGUCUCACUGGCCACUGGCCUUCUGGGUACAUUCAAUAAAGAGUGACUGGUAGUCUC
Molecule: messenger RNA, 1643 nt
Organism: Nycticebus coucang (slow loris)
Lineage: Eukaryota; Metazoa; Chordata; Mammalia; Primates; Lorisidae
Gene: AGXT
Product: alanine--glyoxylate aminotransferase
Exons: 11
Coding region: 106-1353 (415 amino acids)
Cellular component (GO): peroxisome
Molecular function (GO): L-serine:pyruvate transaminase activity; L-alanine:glyoxylate transaminase activity
Source: RefSeq, a predicted model, not a curated record